Messenger RNA from Oxyura jamaicensis (ruddy duck), 2529 nucleotides. RefSeq names its product NADPH--cytochrome P450 reductase. Bases 145 to 2178 code for a protein of 677 amino acids. Gene Ontology annotation, molecular function: NADPH-hemoprotein reductase activity; flavin adenine dinucleotide binding; FMN binding. Gene Ontology annotation, cellular component: cytosol. The transcript is spliced from 16 exons. Gene Ontology annotation, biological process: response to hormone. NCBI's taxonomy places the organism in Eukaryota, Metazoa, Chordata, Aves, Anseriformes, Anatidae. The record is from RefSeq and is a predicted model, not a curated record.
GCUCGUAAAUCUCUCGUUACAAUCUCUUGCAGUGGAUCUCGGAGGGAAGUCUCUUGCUCUGUCAUCGCUUCGCAGCCGCCUCCCGUUCAAUCAGUAAUCCGCGGGGUGGUGCCUGCGCGGGGUUGAGCAACCUCUCUGAUCGCCAUGGGGGACGCAGGCGUGGAAGCGACGAUCGCGCCUCCCGAGGGCAGCGUACUGCAGGACUCCUUCUUCAGCAUGACCGACGUGUUCCUCAUCUCCCUCAUCACCGGGCUUCUCACCUACUGGUUCUUCUUCCGCAAGAAGAAGGAGGAGAUCCCCGAGCUCCCCAAAAUCCAGACAGUACCAUCCUCACCGAGAGACAGCAGCUUCAUUGAGAAGAUGAAGAAGACGGGACGAAACAUCGUGGUUUUCUAUGGCUCCCAGACGGGCACGGCGGAGGAGUUUGCCAAUCGCCUCUCCAAGGACGCUCACCGCUACGGCCUCCGCGGCAUGGCGGCGGACCCAGAGGAGUAUGACUUGUCGGACCUGAGCCGCCUCUCCGAGAUCGAUAAGUCCCUGGCCGUGUUCUGCAUGGCCACUUACGGGGAGGGCGACCCCACGGACAAUGCCCAGGACUUCUACGACUGGCUGCAGGAGGCGGACGCUGACUUGUCGGGUCUCCGCUUCGCAGUCUUUGGGCUGGGGAACAAGACGUACGAACACUUCAAUGCCAUGGGGAAGUACGUGGACAAGAGACUGGAGGAGCUUGGAGCUCAGCGCAUCUUUGAACUUGGGCUGGGAGACGAUGAUGGCAACCUGGAAGAGGACUUCAUCACCUGGAGGGAGCAGUUCUGGCCGGCCGUGUGCGAGCACUUUGGGGUGGAGGCCACAGGAGAGGAGUCCAGCAUCCGCCAGUACGAGCUGGUGGUGCACACGGACGUGAACAUGAACAAAGUGUACACGGGUGAGAUGGGCCGUCUCAAGAGCUACGAGAACCAGAAGCCACCAUUUGAUGCCAAGAACCCCUUCCUGGCUGUGGUUACAGAGAACCGUAAGCUGAACGAGGGUGGAGAGCGGCACCUCAUGCACCUGGAGCUGGACAUCUCCAACUCCAAAAUCAGGUACGAGUCUGGGGACCACGUGGCUGUGUACCCGGCCAAUGACUCAUCUCUGGUGAAUCAGAUCGGCGAGAUCCUGGGCACGGACCUGGAUACGAUCAUGUCCCUGAACAACUUGGACGAGGAAUCCAAUAAGAAACACCCCUUCCCCUGCCCCACGUCGUACCGCACAGCCCUGACGUACUACCUGGACAUCACCAACCCGCCCCGCACCAACGUGCUCUACGAGCUGGCACAGUACGCCACCGACAGCAGCGAGCAGGAGCGCCUCCGAAAAAUGGCAUCGUCCACUGCGGAGGGGAAGGCUCUCUACCUCAGCUGGGUGGUGGAGGCCCGGAGGAACAUCCUGGCCAUCCUGCAGGACAUGCCCUCGCUGCGCCCCCCCAUCGACCACUUGUGUGAGCUCCUGCCCCGCCUGCAGGCCCGCUACUACUCCAUCGCCUCCUCCUCCAAGGUUCACCCCAACGCCAUCCACAUCUGCGCUGUGACGGUGGAGUACGAGACCAAGACGGGGCGGCUGAACAAAGGGGUGGCCACCAACUGGCUCAAAAGCAAGGUGCCCAACGAGAACGGGAGCAACUCCCUGGUGCCCAUGUACGUCAGGAAGUCCCAGUUCCGCCUGCCCUUCAAGCCCAGCACGCCCGUCAUCAUGAUCGGACCGGGGACUGGCAUAGCCCCCUUCAUCGGCUUCAUCCAGGAGCGGGCCUGGCUCAAACAGCAAGGCAAGGAGGUGGGCGAGACGGUGCUGUACUACGGCUGCCGCCGCGAGCGCGAGGACUACCUGUACCGCGAGGAGCUGGCCCGCUUCCAGCAGGAGGGCGUCCUCACCCAGCUCAACGUCGCCUUCUCCAGGGACCAGGCUGAGAAGGUUUACGUGCAGCACUUACUAAAGAAGAACAAGGAGAACAUCUGGAAGCUGGUGAACGACGGCAAUGCUCACAUCUACGUGUGUGGGGAUGCCCGCAACAUGGCCCGGGACGUACAGAACACUUUCUACGAGAUCGUGGCUGAGUAUGGGAACAUGAGCCAGUCCCAGGCCACGGACUAUGUAAAGAAACUGAUGACUAAGGGCCGCUACUCUUUGGACGUCUGGAGCUAAGAGCGGGGCUGGUGGGGCCAGGGAGAGAACGGGUCCCCAGGAACGGGCCUGUGGGAGGCAGAAGGUGCCUGCCUGCCCGCUGCGCCCGUGGGCGACUGCCUCGUCCCCAGCCUACAGCGACCCCAGCGUCACCCCCAGCCCCUCCUGGGCUGCAGCCGUCUCCAGGGCAGGCUGCGCGUCCCAGGGGGCGGAAGGGGUUGAGAGGGGCAGGGGGUGGCUGGGGCUUUGUCCCCGGUGUUCGCCUUGGGGUUGGUGACAGCCGAUGCUGGGCAGGAGGGACGGGUGGCACCAGGGGAGCUCUGGGCUCCUUCCUGCACACGAGGUGCUGCCUUACUCCUCGUGCCAAGCAGC